GAUGCUGGCAUCCGGGUUCAGCAAUGCACCACUAUCAAAGUAUCUGGUCAUGGUGGUAGUGGCAGCAUCACUCAUGGCCAGCAUCACCGACACCAAGCAUCUGUUCUGGAUCAUGGUCAAGCCACACAUCUCCGACUACAGACAACUAUGGCGAUGCCUUGCCUGGCCGCUGGUUUACACCAACUCGACAGAGGUCUUGUUCUCAGCCAUGACCCUGUACCAAUUGCGCAUCAUUGAGCGUCUCUGGGGCUCGCGCAAAUUCGCCGUAUGUCUAGCACUCGGAGGUNCAUUCAUUCUGGCGACACUGCCCUAUACUGUUCUGCUUCCACCUCUUCUUCUCGUUCUCAUCAUCCGACCGCUCUCUUUCUACAACAUCAAUUACCUCCCUGCCGGUCCCACCGCCAUCGUCUUUGCUCUUCUCGCCCAAUACCACGCCGCCAUCCCGUACAUGUACAAAUACCAACUCUCGGCUUCUGACUCGCCGCAAUCCUCCUCCUCUGCCAUCAACUUGACCUCGAAAUCCACAUCCUACCUCCUACCUCUUCAACUUGCGCUCUCGCAACUACCUGGCUCUGCUAUUGUUGCAGCAGUGGGCUGGCUCGUUGGUUAUGCCUACAGAACGGAAAUAUUGCCUGGAGCGGCGACGUGGAGGAUUCCGGAUCUGAGUGCUGGAAAGAGGGAAAGAGAAAGGUUCGAAGGAUUGAGGAGGCGUAUGGAGGGAGAGGCUGCUACGGCUAGUGGAUCCAGAGUUGAAGAGAGCGAUGGUGGUAGAAGAAGGACUAUUGGUGGACAACUCUUGGACCAGUUCAGAGGUUCU
This is a messenger RNA of Aureobasidium musti, 817 nucleotides long. NCBI's taxonomy places the organism in Eukaryota, Fungi, Ascomycota, Dothideomycetes, Dothideales, Saccotheciaceae. The record is from the annotation of a GenBank genome assembly.